AUGGGGUUGUGCCAGUCUGCUGAAGAAAAGCAACUCGUUCAGAAGAGUAAGGCCAUAGAUAAGGAAAUGAUGCAGGGCCAUAUCGCUCAACAGAAGGUCGUUAAGCUUCUUCUUUUAGGAGCUGGAGAAUGUGGAAAGAGCACCGUUUUAAAGCAGAUGAGGAUUCUGCACGAUCACGGCUUUUCUCAAGAGGAAGCGGACCAGCAGAAAGGCGUCGUGUACAACAAUACUGUGCAAGCAAUGGCGAUGAUCCUGCGUGCAAUGAAUAGCUUAAAAAUCACAUUUGAUGAUCCUGCCAGAGAGGCCGAUGUUCGUGUAGUUUUGGACACAAUCAAAGCCGGUCAGGAGUCGGAACCUUUUACUCCAGAACUCACGCAAGCGUUGAAAAAUCUCUGGGCCGAUUCGGCAAUAGCAAAGGCGAUAAGCCGUGGCAAUGAGUUUCAGCUGACUGAGAGUGCUCCACACUUCUUGAGUUCAAUUGAUCGCAUUGCUGCAAAGGACUACAUUCCUAAUGAGCACGAUAUUCUACUUUCUCGAAUAAAGACAACUGGUAUAGUAGAAGUGAAGUUCCAGAUGAAAAACGUUGAUUUUCGAGUGUUUGACGUUGGCGGCCAGCGUUCUGAGCGAAAGAAAUGGAUUCAUUGUUUCGAAGAUGUCAACGCCAUCAUUUUCAUCGCUGCCAUUUCAGAAUACGACCAAGUACUAUUCGAAGACGAAACUACGAAUCGGAUGAUCGAAUCGAUGAGGUUAUUCGAGUCGAUUUGCAACAGUCGGUGGUUCAUCAAUACCUCAAUGAUUCUUUUUCUCAACAAAAAAGAUCUGUUCGCCGAAAAGAUUCAGCGAACGAAUAUCACAAUCGCUUUUCCUGACUACAAAGGUGCACAAACGUACGAGGAGGCGACGGCUUUCAUCGAGAUGAAAUUUGAAGGACUGAAUGCGAAUCCGGAGAAGACGAUAUACAUACAUCAGACAUGCGCCACCGACACAAAUCAAGUGCAGAUCAUCCUCGACUCCGUCAUCGACAUGAUCAUCCAGGCUAAUUUACAGGGUUGUGGUUUGUACUGA
Angiostrongylus costaricensis is the source of this 1065-nucleotide messenger RNA. The record is from the annotation of a GenBank genome assembly. NCBI's taxonomy places the organism in Eukaryota, Metazoa, Nematoda, Chromadorea, Rhabditida, Metastrongylidae.